CGCCUCUCCACAUUUCGUCUCCCUCUCUCUUUAAAACGCCCCAAAUCUCUCUCUAUCCCUAUCCCUCCCAUCCUCAACCUCUCAAAGCAUCACUCUCUCUAUAUCUCUCUCGCUCCUCUCUCCGUCCUCAGAUCUCCGGAAAUGGCCCUUGAAAUCCAAGUUCCCUGCGCUUCCGAUGGUGUCUGCAUGCGGUGCAAGGUGGCGGUUCCAUCCGAGGAGUGUCUCACCUGCAGCACAUGCGUUACGCCGUGGCACGUGUCGUGUCUCCGGUCUCCUCCCAAAACCCUAGCCUCCACUCAGGCGUGGGAGUGUCCCGAUUGCUCCGGCGUCGUUGAUCCCGUUCCGGUUUCCGGAUCCAACGGGUUUAACCCCGACGGAUCAACACUUGUGGCGGCGAUUCGAGCGAUCGAGGCCGAUGAGUCUCUGACCGAGGCGCAGAAGGCUAAGAAGAAGCAGAGGCUGUUGAACGGCAAAGCCGUCGUUGAGGAGGACGAGGAAAAGAGCGAAACGAACCCCGACGGUGUUUUGGCUGCUCUCAAGGAAAGUUUCCAGUGUGUCAUCUGCCUCGAGUUGCCUGAGAAGCCGGUCACGACAUCGUGCGGGCACAACUACUGCCUCAAGUGUUUCCAGAAAUGGGCUGCGAAAAGGGGCCGUGCGUGUUGGUGUCGCAAGAAGCUUGCUCAGAAGAUGAUAGCAAACCCCAGGAUCAACCUGACUCUCGUGGCCGCUAUUCGUAUGGCGAAGGAUUCCGGAUCUUCUUCUGUGGCUCCUCCUAAGGUGCAGCAUUACAUCAGCGAUCAAGAUCGCCCUGAGCAGGCGUUCACAACGGAUCGCGCAGUGAAGUCGGGAAAAGCGAAUGCGUGUUGCGGCAGGAGAGGUGUGACGUCCCCUACUGACCAUUUCGGUCCGAUCGGGCCGGAGUACGAUCCAAGCAGAAACCGAGGGGUUUUGGUUGGUGACACCUGGGAGGAUCGUCUGCACUGUAAGCAGUGGGGGGCUCACAACCCCCACAUCGCAGGAAUCGCUGGUCAAUCCGGUCACGGUGCUCAGUCAGUGGCCCUUUCAGGUGGAUAUGAAGAGGACCAAGACCACGGAGAAUGGUUUCUCUACACGGGAAGUGGAGGACGUAACCUGAAAGGUAACAAAAGAACCAACAAGGAACAGUCGUUUGACCAGAAGUUCAGCAAGGGAAAUAAAGCUCUGAAAAGGAGUUGCAAGAUGGGAUAUCCCGUACGAGUUAUCAGGACCCACAAGGAUAAGCGUUCUGCUUAUGCCCCCACUGUUGAGAAAACUGUGAGAUACGAUGGUGUCUACCGCAUUGAAAAGUGUUGGAUGAAUGUUGGAGUACAGGGCUUUAAGAUGUGUCGUUUCCUCUUCGUGAGAUGCGACAACGAGGCAGCUCCUUGGACAAGUGAUGUUACUGGGGACCGCCCGAGGCCCAUUCCUAACGUUCCUGAGCUUCGCAAUGCCAUUGAUCUGUACGAGAGAGAGGAUAGUCCAUCUUGGGACUUUGAUGAAUCUGAUGGACGUUGGAAGUGGGUGAAGAGCCCACCUGCCAGCAGGAUGAUCGGCGGCAUGAACAAAGGCCCAAGGAAGGGAAGAAAGAGUUCCUUAUCCAUCAGAGACCAGCUUUUAAAAAGUUUCGGCUGCCCAAUCUGUAAGGACGUGCUGAAAUCUCCUGUGUCAACUCCUUGCGGGCAUAACUUCUGCAAGGACUGCUUAACAGCCAAAUUCGCUGGGAUCUCUGUAAUGAAGGACAGGAGCAGAGGUGGGCGCACGCUCCGUGCCAAGAAGAACGUCAUGAAGUGUCCUUGUUGCAAAUACGACAUUGCCGAGAUUGUCCAGGACCCACAGGUCAACAGAGACUUCGAGAGUGGGAUAGAGAAACUGAAGAAGGAAGAGGAGGAGGAGGCAGCAGCAGAAAAGGCAAAAUCGGAAGAGGAAUUAAAAGCGGGAGAGGAUUCCUCUGACGGAGAAUCAGAAGAUGAAGACGAAGACGAAGCUGACGAAGAGGGACGCGAAGAACCUCAGAUUGUGGCCAAACAUGAACCAGCAAGGAAGAAGAGAAAGGUGGCCAGUGUUACUGCCUAACUUUGGCAUUGUUUUGCCAAUCGGUUAAUUAUUGUGAAGUUUGUCAAAAACUUUGUUUUUCUGUUUUUAGUACCUCAAAAACGUUGGUCUCUAUUUUGAAAAUAAAUGUUACCUUAUUAGGAUUUCUUAGAUAUGGUAUGUUGUUUUGAAAUGUCGCCAAUAUUUCUUUAUAUUUACUUAUAUAAAAUAAAUUAUUAGAAUCACUGUUUGAAGAAAGAAAAAGUGGAGAUAUAUUAUUAUUA
Messenger RNA from Thlaspi arvense, 2333 nucleotides. NCBI's taxonomy places the organism in Eukaryota, Viridiplantae, Streptophyta, Magnoliopsida, Brassicales, Brassicaceae. The record is from the annotation of a GenBank genome assembly.